GUCGUGAUAGGGUGGUAAGUUUCUGCGUGGAACUCAUUACAGCGAUAUUUCAUCAUGUCGCAAAAAGUAGAUAGGGUGCCUGAAAAUAUUGAUUUUCCCAAAGAAGAGGAAAAAAUCUUAAAUUUUUGGAAAGAAGUCGACGCUUUUCACACUAGUCUUAAUCAAUCAAAAAAUAAACCCAGGUAUUCAUUUUAUGAUGGGCCUCCUUUUGCAACAGGACUGCCGCAUUAUGGCCACAUACUUGCAGGAACAAUUAAAGAUGUAGUCACCAGAUAUGCCCAUCAGAAAGGUUUUCAUGUGGAGAGGAGGUUUGGUUGGGAUUGCCAUGGUUUGCCUGUUGAAUUUGAAAUAGACAAAACUCUUGGUAUAAAGGGACCUGAAGAUGUAGAAAAGAUGGGAAUUGAUAAAUAUAAUGCAGAGUGUCGAAAGAUUGUAAUGAAAUAUGCCAGUGAAUGGGAGACAAUUAUGACUCGUGUGGGUCGGUGGAUAGAUUUUAAGAAUGAUUAUAAGACUCUAUAUCCUUGGUUUAUGGAAUCUGUUUGGUGGGCAUUCAAAGAACUUUACAAUAAAGGCCUGAUAUAUCAGGGUGUAAAAGUAAUGCCAUAUUCAACUGCUUGCUCAACACCACUCUCUAAUUUUGAAGCUGGACAAAACUAUAAAGAUGUUGUUGAUCCAGCAGUAGUUAUUUCAUUUCCUACUAAAGAGGGAUACUCUUUGCUUGCAUGGACUACCACCCCAUGGACUCUUCCAAGCAACUUAGCACUUUGUGUUAAUCCCAAACUUACCUACCUUAAAGUUAAAGAAAAGGCAUCAAAUAAUUGCUAUAUUUUACAAGAAAACCGAUUUUCAGCUAUUUUUAAAAAUGUGGACGAUUUUGAAAUAGUUGAUAAAAUGUUAGGUGAAAAGCUAAAAGAUGUUACUUACACACCACUUUUUGAUUAUUUUAUAGAAAAAUGUCCCAAGGGUUUUCGUGUGCUUACUGAUGGAUAUGUUACCGAUGAUUCUGGUACCGGUAUUGUACAUCAGGCUCCUUAUUUUGGUGAAGAUGAUUUCAGAGUAUGUUUAGCUGCAGGUGUUAUUACAAGAGAUCAAGAAAUAAUUUGCCCUGUUGAUGCCAGCGGCAGAUUUGUAGAACCUGUAAAAGACUUUCUUGGGCAGCAUGUUAAAGAUGCUGAUAAGAAUAUCAUAGCAAAUCUCAAAGGUCGCAAUAGACUUAUUCAAGCUGGACAGGUCAAACACAGUUACCCAUACUGUUGGCGUUCUGAAACUCCCCUUAUUUAUAAAGCUGUUCCUUCUUGGUUUGUAAGAGUAGAGCAAAUGAACCAGGACCUUUUGAAGUCAAGUGAAGCUACAUAUUGGGUACCUGAAUAUGUAAAAGAAAAACGUUUUGGUAAUUGGUUGAAAGAUGCUAGAGAUUGGGCGAUAAGUCGAAAUAGGUAUUGGGGGACUCCUAUUCCUAUUUGGAUGUCUGAAGACAAGCAAGAAGUUGUAUGCAUUGGAAGUAUUGCAGAACUUAAUGCUUUAACUGGUAAAGAUAUAAAAGAUCUGCAUAGGGAAAGCAUUGAUCAUCUUGUAAUACCAUCUGCAAGACCUGGACACCCACCUUUAAAAAGAGUACCUGAAGUAUUUGAUUGUUGGUUUGAAUCAGGAUCUAUGCCCUAUGCUCAAAGUCACUAUCCAUUUGAAAAUAAAAAAGAGUUUGAUGAGAUUUUUCCUGCUAAUUUCGUUGCUGAGGGCAUAGAUCAAACAAGAGGGUGGUUUUAUACACUGAUUGUGCUAUCUACAGCUUUGUUUAAUAAACCCCCAUUCAAAAAUUUAAUAGCUAAUGGAUUGAUCUUGGCAUCUGAUGGUCAAAAAAUGUCUAAGAAAAAGAAAAACUAUCCAGAUCCAUUAGAAGUAGUAACUAAAUAUGGAGCUGAUGCAUUAAGACUCUAUCUUGUAAAUUCUCCAGUUGUUAAAGCCGAAAAUCUCCGAUUUAAAGAAGAUGGUGUUAGAGAUGUCAUCAAAGAUGUUUUCUUACCCUGGUACAAUGCUUUCAGGUUUUUAAUGCAAAAUGUUGAAAGAAUUGUUCAAGAAGACAAUAUAAAUUAUAAAUACAAUGAAAAUGUAAUAAGGGAAAAUGUUAUGGAUAAAUGGAUCACUUCUUUCACACAAUCAUUAAUUAACUUCGUUACAAAGGAAAUGACAGCUUAUAGAUUAUACACUGUUGUUCCUCGAUUGACUAAAUUUAUUGAUCAUCUUACCAACUGGUAUGUGAGAAUGAACAGAAAAAGGCUAAAGGGAGAAAAUGGAGUUAAGGAUUGUCAAAUAGCAUUGGAUACGUUAUUUGGGGUUCUUUUUGAUAUGAUAAGGGUGAUGGCACCAUUUACUCCAUUUUUGACUGAAGUAAUGUAUAAAACAUUGCGUCAACUUUUACCUGGAACUUCUUUAGAAAGUGUUCACUUUAAUAUGAUACCAGAACCGAGGCUUGAUUUAAUUGAUAUAAAUAUUGAAAGAGCUGUCCAAAGAAUGCAAACAGUAAUUGAACUUGGUAGAGUGUUAAGAGAUAGAAAAACUAUUCCUAUUAAGUAUCCUUUGCCUGAAAUGAUAAUAAUACACCAAGACGAAACCUACCUGAAAGAUAUUAAAUCAUUGCUGACAUAUGUGCUUGAAGAAAUAAAUGUAAAAAAGGUAGAAUUGUCAGGUGAUAAAGAGAAAUAUGGAAUUACAUUAAGGGCAGAACCAGAUUAUAAGAUUCUUGGUGCAAGGCUAAAAGGGGAUUUCAAAGCUGUGACACAAGCUUUGAAAGAUUUAAAUAACCGUCAAUGUGAGAAACUAAUAUCUGAUGGUUUCAUUGAGUUAAUUGGACAGCGUAUUGAUGUUUCAGAAGUGCGACUAAUAUUCCAGGCUAAGGGUAGUGAUAAAUAUGAAGCUCAUAGUGAUAAUGAUGUCUUAGUUUUACUGAAUUUCACACCUGAUCAAGAUAUGUUGGAUGAAGGAUUUUCUAGAGAAAUAGUAAACAGAGUACAGAAACUACGAAAAAAAGCGCACUUGGUUCCCACUGAUGAAGUUGAUGUUUUCUUUGAAGUAAAUAAAAGUAGUGAUAUUUUACGUAUUAUAAAUUCUCAUCGUGAAUUUAUUGAAAAUACCGUAAAAGCACCAUUAAAAGGUAUUGACGAGCUUUCCCCAUCCAAGCAACUUAUAAUUCAAGAAACGCAAGAAUUGAAAGGUUCCCUAUUAAAAUUGGUGAUUACUUGGAGAAAAGAAGUUGAAUUACCAGUUAAUCCGUGGGUUAAUGUAAUCUUACAAGAUUUGAAGCCACGUUUGGGAGUCAGCUCAAACCAGGGCAGCAUUAUUUUAAAAGAUAAAAAUAAUAGAUACAUACUCUUGGAUCAUUUGUCUAAAGAAGUGGAGAUUUUAUUUGGGCUCUAUGGAAUGAAAUAUACACUGUGGUGUGAUGGUACUGAAAUAAAAAAUACCCAGGAAUUAAAUGCUAAAACCAUUGUUGUUUCACCGUCAAAACCAACAGAUAAUAUUAGCUAUCAAAAUAAUCCUUUUUGCAAAUUUGUUAACAUCGCUAAUGGUAAAAAAGUCGCUACUUUCUUUAUAGAAAAUCCAAAAGGAAAGAAAACUCUGAAUGAAGAACAAGCUGUAAAGUUUGUUUCGGAGUAUUUGGGUAUAAAACCAACAGCUGUUGAUUCAAAAUUAUUUAAAUAAGAAAAGACGAUGUUUUAAUUCAAAACUAUUUAUUGAAUGUUUUGUAUUUUAUGUUACUUUGCUAAAGUGACUUUUUAUUUUGGCUUCGAAACUUAUCUCACUAGUCAAAGCGUGUGUUGAGUGUAUUGUUAUGAAAGAAACUACAGUGUCUACAGUAUAUUAUCACCUAGUGUCAUCAUGUAGUUUGUAACAAAAUGAUGCUACUUAUUUCAAUAAAUACAUUUUUUUACCA
Molecule: messenger RNA, 3928 nt
Organism: Melitaea cinxia (Glanville fritillary)
Lineage: Eukaryota; Metazoa; Arthropoda; Insecta; Lepidoptera; Nymphalidae
Gene: IleRS
Product: isoleucine--tRNA ligase, cytoplasmic
Exons: 4
Coding region: 55-3696 (1213 amino acids)
Biological process (GO): isoleucyl-tRNA aminoacylation
Molecular function (GO): isoleucine-tRNA ligase activity; aminoacyl-tRNA deacylase activity; ATP binding
Source: RefSeq, a predicted model, not a curated record